Penicillium diatomitis is the source of this 1050-nucleotide messenger RNA. RefSeq lists its product as uncharacterized. Lineage: Eukaryota; Fungi; Ascomycota; Eurotiomycetes; Eurotiales; Aspergillaceae. The transcript is spliced from 3 exons. The record is from RefSeq and is a predicted model, not a curated record. The annotation marks the transcript as partial.
GUAGUGGCGGCGGCGGUGGUGGUGGUGGCGGCCUGUAGCCCAUCGCUGGUGGAUGCCACCGCCGCCGGACACUUUGACAAAAUCUCGGGCUGUGCAGACCCGUGGGGAAUGAAAAAGUGCUCUGAAAAGACAGAGAGAGGAUUCGAGAAUUGUAUCAUCGGGAACUGUUCCGCGGAUGGCAAGAACUGCUAUGACUCGUGUCAGGGAGACGUCUUUUGCAUGGCGAAGACGUGUCCUUCUGUAGGAGUCGAGUGCAUCAAUGCUUGUGGGUGUGUCAAGGCCACGGAUCAAAUUGACUGCACGGCGUCAACUUGUUGGAACCAGGUUACCCAAGAUGUGAUGAACUUCUGUUUGGGAUUUGAUAUGGCAUCACUGCCCUUUUGGCCGCCGCCGUCAGAUGCUCCCGGCGGAUGCUCUUGCAACAUAUGGAAUGUGACUCGGCAAGAGACCCUGAUAACCUCGCAUCUCGACCGAUGCCGCAAUGACCAGAACUCAAUCGAUCGACUGGACACGGACGAGAAGAAGAAAGAUUAUAAACAAGCGUGCACCUGUUGCGCCGAAAGCGCCAUAAUAUCAACGAUAUGGACCGCCUGUCCCAACACCAAGCCAUCUGAAAUUGGAGCAGACUCCUGGUACGACUCGUUCUUGAAGCCCCAUGGUUGGGACAAGUGUGCUUCGUAUCUCGAGAGACACGACUGUGCCGAUGAGCUGGGCUUUUCCGUCGACAGCGCCGGAGGAACAAAGUACUUUUACCAACCGGGCAAGCUCCCGCAAAAUGGAACACAGACCCUGUUCAAUACGGGAGAAUCACUCAGCACACCUGCCAGCGGGGCGACCUUUUGCUGGACGGAUGGAUCUCUCAUCCAUACUAUCACUGCAGCUUCAUUCCGAGCAAGUGCGCCGGCGACAACCUCUGAUUCCGAUGGGCACACGCGGACCGGAUCUGCGGUCCUUGCGUCAGCUACCAAGUCGGGGGGAGCUAUUCGCGACAGAAGUUCCUCAUGGCUUGGUGUGGGCAUUGCAGGGACGGUCGUGCUAGUUUUUUCGUGA